AUGAACAUGGCCACGUAUCAGGAUAUCAGGCCAGAUAUAGUCAAGAACGCUCGUUCCUUCGUUUGGCUUCGCAAGGGGGCCGGUGAAGAUGGUGUGGAUUACGACAAGCUGAUUGAGACUUUCGGUUGCCAACCUAUCACUGCCGCCCAGAUUGAGAGGAUGGAGCGCCUCACGGGCAAGCGUGCGCAUCGCUUCCUCCGGCGCGGACUUUUCUUCUCCCACAGGGACUUGGAUGCCCUCCUCGAUGCCUACGAGAAGGGGGAGCCCUUCUACAUCUAUACUGGCCGUGGGCCUUCCUCAGAAUCAUUGCAUCUGGGACAUCUGGUUCCUUUUCUUUUCACGAAAUGGUUGCAAGAGGCUUUUGAUGUGCCUCUGGUCAUCGAGCUCACUGAUGAUGAGAAGUUCCUCUUCAAGAAGGACCUGGGCAUCGAUGAGGCAAGGCGGCUGGCGUGGGAGAAUGCCAAAGACAUCGUCGCCUGUGGCUUUGAUCCAGCCAAAACCUUCAUCUUCCGCGACACGGACUACAUCGGCCAGCUUUACCCGGUGGCACUGCAGAUCCAGAAGAGGGUCACGCUCCGGACUGCGCAGAACACCUUCGGCUUCACGCUGAGUGACAACAUCGGCAAGUGUGCUUUCACUGCCAUACAGGCUUCUCCAUCCUUCGCCAUCUCGUUCCCCGAUUUCCUCAAGCCAGGGAUGCGCUGUUUCAUCCCGCAGGCUAUCGAUCAGGAUCCCUACUUCAGACUCUGCCGGCGCGUGGCCGACGAUUUGAAGUGGCCGAAGCCGGCAUUGAUCCAUUCGAAAUUCCUUCCGGCUUUGCAAGGCCACCAGACCAAGAUGUCUGCCUCUGUGGAGUCAACAGCCCUCUACAUGACUGAUACCCCGAAGAAGCUCCGGAAGAAGAUCAACAAGAACGCUUUCUCGGGCGGAGGGGCGACUCUAGAGGAGCAGCAAAAGUAUGGCGCCAACCUGGACAUUGAUGUUUCCUAUCAGUACCUGAAGAUUUGGCUUGAAGACGACGAGGAGCUGGAGCGCAUAGGCACUGAAUACAAGGCGGGUCGAAUGCUCACCGGCGAGGUGAAGAAACGCCUUGCAGAGGUGGUCGGCGAGAUUGUCGUCGAACACCAGGAAGCACGGAGCAAGGUCGACGACGAAGUCCUCAGGCGCUUCAUGGAUCCUGCCAGGGAGGAGCUGAAACAGUGGAGCGCAAAGAGCAAAGCCAAGGCUCUGGCAGCUGAAGGAGCCUAG
This is a messenger RNA of Symbiodinium pilosum, 1248 nucleotides long. NCBI's taxonomy places the organism in Eukaryota, Dinophyceae, Suessiales, Symbiodiniaceae. The record is from the annotation of a GenBank genome assembly.